AUGCAUGCAUUUUUGUUUUCUUUCUUUUUGGUUUUUGUUUUGGAAAUUUGUGAAUAAAUUGCAAAUAAAAAAUGAGUGAUUUACCGGCUAGUUUACUUGAUGAAUUGGACAAAAAACUUGUCGUUUUACUUCGUGAUGGUCGUACAUUGAUUGGCUACCUAAGAAGUAUUGAUCAAUUUUCCAAUCUGUUGCUACACCAGACAAUCGAAAGAAUCUAUGUGAAUGAAAAAUAUGGCGACAUUCCGCGCGGUAUAUUCCUGAUUCGAGGCGAAAAUGUUGCACUAUGUGGUGAGAUAGAUGAUGAAAAAGAACUCAACAGUCCGCUGAAACAGAUACCAAUCGAAGAGAUAUUGGAGUCGCAACAGAAUGAAAUUGAACAACGACAACGCAAAGACAAGAUCAAAUUAAAAAUAUUGAAAGAAAAGGGCUUCUGUCUCAAUCUUGAAUCGAUUAACGAUGAUCAGAUCUAAAAACUGGUGUUUAAUCAACGAGAAAUAAAACAUGAACAAGGCAGAACAAUAUAUCACAAGAAUAAUAUAAUUACUAUGUACAGUCAUGAUAUUCAAAUAUUCCAAUACUGUGUGUGUGUGUUCAACCAUUCACAUUGAAUAGUUCGUGCACCAAUAAAUCCAUUGAUUCGGGACGAUCUUUGGGCGAAUCGGCCAUCAUUUUCUGAAU
This is a messenger RNA of Dermatophagoides farinae (American house dust mite), 678 nucleotides long. The record is from RefSeq and is a predicted model, not a curated record. NCBI's taxonomy places the organism in Eukaryota, Metazoa, Arthropoda, Arachnida, Sarcoptiformes, Pyroglyphidae.